Molecule: messenger RNA, 1035 nt
Organism: Echinococcus granulosus
Lineage: Eukaryota; Metazoa; Platyhelminthes; Cestoda; Cyclophyllidea; Taeniidae
Product: Putative deoxyribonuclease TATDN1
Exons: 6
Coding region: 1-1035 (344 amino acids)
Cellular component (GO): cytosol
Molecular function (GO): 3'-5'-DNA exonuclease activity
Source: RefSeq, a predicted model, not a curated record
AUGGACAUUAGUAUUUUUGGUAUUUACCGCGCAGCAUAUCCCAAACGACGUAUCUGUGGGCUUCAAAAGAAAAGCUGCGGUCUCUUCUCUGAGGUACAUCGGUUUCGACUGAGGGAUGUCAAGCGUUCCGUAUCAGAAAAGGAGAAUUAUCGAGUGGCAAAUCUUACGGAUAGUAUGUUCUCGGGGAUUUACAACGGAUCGCAAAAACACGCGCCGGACCUUGAUCAGGUGCUGUCGCGUGCGUUCAGCCUUGGGAUGGAGAAGAUAAUAGUGACGGCCGGAUGCAGAGGAGAUAUUGUAGGCGCCAAGGCACUCUGUUGCACUGAUCCACGCCUCUACUACACGGUUGGUUGCCACCCAACAAGAUGUCAGGAAUUCGCCGCAGAUUUUGACCAAUACUAUCAAGAACUUAAAAACCGUGUUUUUGAAGCCGGGUCUCGUGUGGUCGCUAUUGGCGAAUGCGGUCUGGACUACGACAGAGUGCACUUUUGUCCCAAAGACAUUCAGUUACCAUGCUUUCGAAAACAGCUGAAUCUUGCCUCUGAAACCAAACUUCCUUUAUUUCUACAUUGUCGCAAUGCUUUUGAGGAUCUGAUCAGUGGCAUUCAAAAACACAUAGAGCAAUGCGGCCCUAUCCAUGGGGUGGUGCACACCUUUGAUGGAACUGAAGAACAAGCAAAGGCUAUAAUUGAGCUUGGAUUCCACAUUGGAUUCAAUGGCUGUAGUUUGAAAACUGAACGUAACUUGGAGGUCGUCGCAUCGGUUCCUUCUGAGAAGAUUCUGUUGGAGACAGAUGCACCCUGGUGCGAAAUUCGACCCACACACGCAGGUUUCCAGCACGUGGUAACAAAGUUUGCUAAGAAUAAGCCCAAUAAGUGGGAAUCUGGACGCAUGGUUGCCGGACGAAACGAGCCAGCCAACAUCGUGCAGGUGCUGGAAGUGGUGGCGGGUGCCAGAGGGCAGUUGCCGGACGACUUAGCCUACGCAGCCUAUGAAAAUACCCUGAGGGUCUUUCCUGGUCUAUUGGCUAGGUAG